AUGUCUUGUUCACACACGAUAUUGCCACAUGUUUCGACUGUGGCCGGAACAGUAUCGUUUCUGAGCUCUUUCAUUGCGCAGAUUCCCCAACUUCUAGAAACUUAUGCCGAUAAAACGGUUGAGGGCCUUUCACCAAUAUUCCUCCUGGCAUGGCUGCUUGGUGAUAUUACUAGCGUGAUCGGAGCAGUAUUAACACACCAGUUGGCAUUCCAAGUUAUUUUGGCUUUAUAUUUUUUGGUGAAUGAUUUGUUCAUCUGCGGCCAAUAUUAUUACUACGGUAUUCUGCACCAGAAUAAGUUGGCUACCCGCGGCCACGAGGCCAUGCCAGUGGAGGAAAGAAUUGCGACGGUCAGAAGUCGUGGGUCUGGGGCCGUUUUAGAUGCACGUUUGAAGCGUAAAUCGUGGUUGGCAAGCUUGUUCAUCUUUGGUAACGGAGCUCACGGAUUUCCUUUGAUAUUGAGUGCAGCAUCCCUUACCGUGUCUCCAGUUCCGCCAGACAACUCUAUGACGAUUGGCCGCAUCUUAUCAUGGGCGGGUGCUAUGUGUUAUGUGGGUGCUCGUAUUCCCCAACUGAUCAAGAACUAUCAUCGGAAAUCAACAGAUGGGCUUUCUCCAUUCCUGUUUUUGAACACUUUGCUAGCCAACACAACGUAUACUUUGAGCAUUUUUACGAGCUGUGCAUAUCUAGGGAGUGAGGAUAAAUGGGCGUUUGCCAUGAACGAAAUGCCGUUCAUCGUGGGAAGCGCCGGCACCAUUGUAUUUGACAUCAUUUAUUUCUACCAACAUUACGUGCUCUAUGCUGAAGAUAUGCUGCUCAGAGAACUCGAAGCUCGCGGGGAAGAACGCGAACCAUUGAUAGCAGCUGCAUAG
This is a messenger RNA of Lachancea fermentati, 870 nucleotides long. The record is from the annotation of a GenBank genome assembly. Lineage: Eukaryota; Fungi; Ascomycota; Saccharomycetes; Saccharomycetales; Saccharomycetaceae.